This is a messenger RNA of Oldenlandia corymbosa var. corymbosa, 1257 nucleotides long. Lineage: Eukaryota; Viridiplantae; Streptophyta; Magnoliopsida; Gentianales; Rubiaceae. The record is from the annotation of a GenBank genome assembly.
AUGGAAGAUAAACCAGGAGGAAAGGAGGAGUUGGGCAGGGGCCAGGAAGGAGGAGUAGGAGGCCAGAUAACCUACUGUGUUACAGGAGCAACAGGAUAUGUAGGAUCAUGGCUGGUGAAAUCUCUCCUAGAUAAAGGCUACCGUGUUCAUGCCACUGUCCGGGAUCCUGAGAAAGCUUGGCACUUUUUGAAGAAGUGGGAGGGAGGAGAGCGAUUGAGACUAUUUAGAGCCGAUUUAUUCGAAGAAGGGAGCUUCGAUGAUGCUGUGAGAGGUUGCCAUGGCGUGUUUCAUGUGGCAGCAACAAUGCAGUUUUCUGUUCCUGUUGAAGAGAAUGUUGAGAGUCAUGUGCAAACAAGUAUCAUCAAACCUGCAAUUAAGGGAACCUUGAAUGUUCUCAAAGCUUGCUUGAAGAGUAAUUCCGUGAGAAGGGUUGUUUUUACAUCUUCCAUAAGCACCAUUACUUCGAAAAAUGGAUCGGGUAAAUGGAGAGACAUUGUUGAUGAGUCCUGCAAGAUUCCUAUGGAUCAAGUCUGGAAAAAUAGACCGAGUGGCUGGGUCUAUUUAUUGGCAAAGCUUUUAACAGAAGAAGCAGCAUUUCAAUUUACCAAGGAAAAUGGAAUUGAUCUAGUAUCUGUGAUAAGUACAGCUGUUGCAGGUCCAUUCCUCACUCCGACUGUUCCAACAAGCAUUCAAGUUCUCCUGUCACCACUAACAGGUGACGGUCAAUUGUUACCAAUCGUUGAUGCUGUAAACGCUAGGAUGGGAUUGAUUCCUUUAGCUCACAUUGAUGAUGUAAGCAGGGCUCACAUUUUCCUCAUGGAGCAUUCUGGAGCAGAAGGACCAUAUAUAUGCUGCUCAGGGAGUAGUGGGAUUGCUGAACUUAUUGAUUGCUUGAUCAAAGCAUAUCCUUUCUCCAACUUGAAGAGGCCUGAGACGGAUGAGUGCAAGUCGAUCCCAGUUGAAAUAUCUACGAAGAAGUUAAGAGGUUUGGGGUUCGAGUUUAAACAUGAUGUGCAGGAUAUAAUCCAUCGAACUGUUGAAGAAUGUAUGGCUUGUGAGUUUCUCAAACCAUCUCAAAACAACCAUGCCACUAAACACACUGAGAAUAUUAAGGAUCCAACGUGUAAUCUUCACAUUGCUCCGGCAGUUCCCACAUUUGAUCUUGCUGAUGCAACAGUGCCCCCGAAAAAGCUGAAAAUUAAGGGAAAUCACAUUACGGUUCUAUCAUCCUUGUUCGCGAUACUAUCAGUGAGAUAA